Penicillium daleae is the source of this 210-nucleotide messenger RNA. RefSeq names its product Zinc fingerC2H2. The annotation marks the transcript as partial. The transcript is spliced from 2 exons. The record is from RefSeq and is a predicted model, not a curated record. Lineage: Eukaryota; Fungi; Ascomycota; Eurotiomycetes; Eurotiales; Aspergillaceae.
AUUAGCGCAGUAAUACUACUUUACUGCUUCACCUCUACCAGGACAGGAGAAGUCUAUAAGUCAACCGCGCGACGAGCUAGGGCUCGAGAGAGCCAGGGAUAUAAGUCCGAUAAGGAAUUAGAAGCCCGUGUAAUAGCAGCUUGUUAUAAGUAUUUUGUCCUUACUAUCAAACGUAUAGAAGGAGUACCUAUACUUGUACUAACCUACUAG